AUUGCGCCGGAUGUAUCAUAUCAGAUCAGCGGAGUGUGGGGUAGCCAAGGUCACCAUCACCGGUCUUCAACCAAAACGCCCAACUCUGCUCAAUCUUUCUUCUCGACUCUCCUUCCAAACUUUUUCGUGCUUCUGCCAAAUUAAUUAGUUCCACAUGGGAUCUGCCUAUGAAGAAGAUCAUGUCCUGCACUGGUCAUUCCGCGGCACACAUAUCCUUCUUCCCGGCCUCCGCCUUAGUUCUUUCGGAUCCUUCACCGCUGCUUCGCUCUUCGUCAUCGCUAUAUGUUUCUCCGAACGAUUUCUCUCUUUCAUAUCUGAACAAGAAUGGCGACCGCCUUUCGUCGCUCGCUCUCGAUGGCAGAAUGCAUUCUGGAAGACGGCGUUGUAUUGGGUGAUAACGCUGCUUAGAUUACUGUACAUGUUAUGUGCCAUGUCUUUCCACUUUGGAUUACUGCUAGUCAUAGUUACUUCAUUGGCUGUGGCUCACCUAUUGAUUGAAGUCAGAAAGGACAUCCAGUCGUCAGAUACAAGGGGGGCGUAUUCAUCAAUCGAACAACCCUUCCACGACGAUACGCCAAAUCAUCACCUUCCUUCUGUGCGGCUUCGUUCAAAAUCCAAACCGAAUGGUAUAUUCAUCCAUCCCCAACAUUCAAAUCUUGCGCGAGCCGACGCUGCUGCUCUUCAAUUAGGGCUGGGUGGUCCAACAGAGCGAGUCAGUGGCAGCGUUUAUCAACUGAAGGAAGAAGCUUCAUGGAAAACUGGGACAGGAAAAGAUGUUGCGAGAGCAUUACUCGGCGGAUCUCAUCAACAGUUAAACACAAACCGAUACUCCUUCGAUGUCGGGUCGGAUUCGGAUUGUUCUGAUUCUGAAAUGUAAAGUACCGAGGAUAUGCAGAUUAUUAUCAUGAGCACGAUU
Lentinula edodes (shiitake mushroom) is the source of this 916-nucleotide messenger RNA. RefSeq names its product copper transporter. NCBI's taxonomy places the organism in Eukaryota, Fungi, Basidiomycota, Agaricomycetes, Agaricales, Omphalotaceae. The record is from RefSeq and is a predicted model, not a curated record. The transcript has 5 exons. The coding region runs from base 155 to 877 and encodes 240 amino acids.